UAUAAACCCGUCUCUGCUCCUCUUCUUCCUCCCCCUCUUCCUCCUCCCUUCCUUUGCUUCUCAAUCUCUCUCUGCUCCAUUUGCUCUUCUUCUCAUUACAACCAGAAAUUUCAUACAGAGGUUUCUUAGAUAAAAAUGGAGUACGACGAACGCUACUUGCAGGCACAAACGCCAAAAUAUAGCUGCCUUCUGUUUGAUCUUGAUGAUACCCUUUAUCCCCUUAGUUCCGGCAUCGCAGCCGCAUGUGGCAAGAAUAUUAAAGAUUAUAUGGUCGAAAGGCUGGGCAUAGAGGAGAGCAAACUCACUGAGUUGGGUAACCUUCUGUACAGGAAUUAUGGGACAACAAUGGCUGGCCUCAGGGCAAUUGGCUAUGACUUUGACUAUGACGAGUACCACAGUUUCGUUCAUGGAAGAUUGCCUUAUGAGAACCUAAAACCAGACCCUGUUCUAAGAGGUCUUUUGCUUAGCUUGCCAAUUCGAAAAGUCAUCUUUACAAAUGCAGACAAGGUACAUGCUCGUAAAGUUCUUAGAAAGCUUGGCUUAGAAGACUGUUUUGAAGGGAUCAUUUGCUUUGAGACUCUGAAUCCUACCCAUAAGAACACUGUUUCUGAUGAUGAGGAUGACAUAGAAUUUGUAGGAUCAGUUGUUACUCCCUCUACAACUAAUGGCUCUUACACAACUACAACUAGUGCUCCUGAAAUUUUUGACAUUGUUGGACAUUUUGCUCAACCAAACCCCAACUCGGUAUUACCGAAGACACCUAUUGUCUGCAAACCAUCUGAGGCUGCCAUCGAACGCGCUCUCAAGAUAGCCAAUAUUAAUCCUCAGAGAACUCUGUUCUUUGAUGAUAGUGUCCGGAAUAUACAGGCUGGAAAACGUGUGGGUCUCCAGACUGUUCUGGUUGGCUCUUCGCAAAGAGUUAAAGGUGCAGAUUUUGCAUUAGAAAGCAUUCACAACAUCAGGCAAGCACUGCCAGAGCUUUGGGAAACUGACAUUAAAUCAGAAGUUGGUUAUCCUGGCAAGGUUACAGUGGAGACACCUGUCACAGCUUAGAUUAGAUGUAUGUUGUCCUUAUUAGACAGGGAAAAGAAGGAAAACAAUGAUGUGGGAUCUCACGAGCCUCAUUUCUCUAUCUCAUGUUUAAACGAUGUAGAUGUUUCGUUCUUAUCGUAAAUUUGUUAAUAAAAGACGUGGGAGGGGAGGGAUGCCUCUUUUCUUGGCUGUCUUUCGGUGCCACACAUGCCAAUGUCAAUCGUCUCUCCUCUCUUUUUGGACGCCUUCAUCACAGUAGCCAUAAUUAAUUUUCAAUCAUUAAUUCAAGCUUGGAACUC
Molecule: messenger RNA, 1331 nt
Organism: Populus euphratica (Euphrates poplar)
Lineage: Eukaryota; Viridiplantae; Streptophyta; Magnoliopsida; Malpighiales; Salicaceae
Product: Haloacid dehalogenase-like hydrolase (HAD) superfamily protein
Exons: 9
Coding region: 136-1053 (305 amino acids)
Source: RefSeq, a predicted model, not a curated record